Molecule: messenger RNA, 370 nt
Organism: Armigeres subalbatus
Lineage: Eukaryota; Metazoa; Arthropoda; Insecta; Diptera; Culicidae
Product: histone H4
Exons: 1
Coding region: 32-343 (103 amino acids)
Biological process (GO): nucleosome assembly
Cellular component (GO): nucleosome
Molecular function (GO): DNA binding; protein heterodimerization activity; structural constituent of chromatin
Source: RefSeq, a predicted model, not a curated record
CCGUAUUCGAGCACAGUACCAUACAGCAACCAUGACUGGACGUGGCAAGGGAGGCAAAGGACUCGGAAAAGGAGGCGCCAAGCGGCAUCGCAAGGUUCUGCGUGAUAACAUCCAGGGUAUCACCAAGCCCGCCAUUCGUCGUCUGGCUCGACGUGGUGGUGUCAAGCGUAUCUCCGGUCUCAUCUAUGAGGAAACCCGCGGCGUGCUGAAGGUGUUCCUGGAAAAUGUGAUCCGUGAUGCUGUCACCUACACCGAACAUGCCAAGCGCAAGACCGUUACCGCUAUGGAUGUCGUCUACGCUCUGAAGCGGCAGGGACGCACUCUCUACGGUUUCGGAGGUUAAAUUGCACUCCAAUAUUUCCCCUCAAAA